This is a messenger RNA of Loa loa (African eye worm), 479 nucleotides long. RefSeq lists its product as hypothetical. Gene Ontology annotation, cellular component: plasma membrane. Gene Ontology annotation, biological process: synaptic signaling. The annotation marks the transcript as partial. Lineage: Eukaryota; Metazoa; Nematoda; Chromadorea; Rhabditida; Onchocercidae. The record is from RefSeq and is a predicted model, not a curated record. The transcript has 2 exons.
AGGCAUACCUAUUGCGGCAACAUAAAGAACGACUGGAACAACGAAGUCGGAUUCUGGAAGAACAGAAUCGUCAACUUGAAACACAACUUGCAAGGCUACGAACAGUCAUUGCCCAACAACAAAAUGUUGGGAGCGAAAAUAAAGAAAGUGGGCCGGAAGAGCCUGAAUCGAGUGCGGCUUCGGCCGAAGAAGAUGAAGGAAUUGAGUAUGAUACGAGGCCAAAUCGCAUGAAUUCUCUUAUUGCUUCAGUGGAUCAGCUAGGUCGUGCGAUGCAAUCGUUUGUCGUUUCGGUAGUUAACGAUGGUGAUGAAACUAACGAAGAUGAGGAUGAAAUGACUAUUAAUGGGAUUCACUGAAUUAACUUUUUAUAGCAGUUAUAUUUGUUACUGAUUUUUUUUCGAGUUUGAAGUUUAUCUGAAUAUAUAGAAAGUUUGAAUCCAAUUUGAAGACAAUUUCGAGAUUCAUUCCUCGUAUAUUUU